UCCUCGUCUGAUGAGUCCUCUGACGGGGCCAUGACACUGGCAACCAUUUCAAGUUUUGGUAUGCCCCCAACAGCCAUUUUUUGUUAUGUCAUGUCCCUUAUUUUGUGACUGGCAUCCACACCACUUUCUCAAAUUCCGAAUGUGACUAUUGCCCUUAAAAUGUUGCCGACUCCUGGAAUUAGCUUGAUUCAAAACUAGGAUUUUUAAUACCUAGAAAAAUAACUUCUUGGUUGCUGUUGCCACCAUGGCCAGGGUCUGGAUGCAGAAGAUAAAUUCAAAGUAGAAGAUGCAAUAGCCAAACUACUGAGAAGGCUCACAAAUUAGAAGGAACGGGUGAGUUCAGAAAAAGAAAGCAUGACAAUUUCCCUCAUGGUCAUCGGAGAGAAGAAAAAGACAGCAUUCAUUCUUCUUCAGCUGUGACUAUGUCCUUUAAAUCAUUCCAGCUGGAGCUUGAUACAAGACAUGAUAAAUAUGAGAGGCUUGUGAAACUUAGUCGUGAUAUAACUAUUGAAAGUAAAAGGACCAUAUUCUUACUCCAUAGGAUUACCAGUGCUCCUAAUGGGGAGGAAAUAUUAAUGGAAUCUGAGGCCAAAUUAGAUCUUGUGAGACAGAAGAUAAAGCAAGUGGCACAAGAACUGAUGGGAGAAGAUAUGUAUCAGUUUCACAGAGCUAUCUCUCCAGGUCUUCAGGAAUAUGUGGAAGCUGUUUCAUUCCAGUAUUUUAUCAAAACCCGGUCAUUAAUUAGCAUAGAGGAGAUCAAUAGACAACUGAUAUUUACAGAAGAAGAUAAAGAAGAAGAAACAAAGCCAUCUUCUGAUUGUGAAAACAACCAACAUCACAUUUGGAGCCUGAAGGUGACUCCUGUUGAUUACCUCUUGGGAGUGGCUGAUCUAACUGGAGAGCUGAUGCGGAUGUGCAUCAACAGCGUUGGCAACGGUGACAUCGAUACCCCAUUUGAGCUAAGCCAGUUCCUGCGUCAGAUCUAUGAUGGCUUUUCCUAUAUUGGCAACACUGGACCAUAUGAAGUUUCUAAAAAACUCUAUACCUUGAAACAGAGUCUGGCCAAAGUGGAGAAUGCCUGUUACACGUUAAAAGUCAGGGGAUCUGAGAUACCAAAGCAUAUGUUAGCUGAUGUAUUUUCCAGCAAAACAGAAAUAAUUGACCAAGAAGAUGGGCUUUCCUAAAAUACUUGGAAACCUCAUGACCCAGAAGGGAGAGGGACUGCAGAAUUGGAAGAAAGCAUUUCCUUUCUUAGCAUUUGCUUAUUAGAAUGUUUCUUUGAAGAAGCCAUUUCUUUUAAAUUUAGUAAUGUUUUAGAGUCAAAUAAAGUAGAAUAAUAUGUAUGAAAAGUUCCUUAUAUAAUGGCUUAACAAGUUGAUCAGCUUCAUGGGUCAGUGAGAGAUCUACUUUUCAAUGCUAUUUGCUGUCACAAUUGUCACUGCUUAUAUUCUAUAUUUUAGUGUUGUAAACCCACCUUAGUAACUGAGACCAGGUAUCAGUGAAGACUUGGUGUAUAUACUCAAGUGUUGUAACAUUUUUCUUAUUUCUCUUGUUGAGUUUCACUAUUGAAUAGUCUGUAUCUUUGAUGAUUGAGAGAGAAAAUUUGGUAUUAGAAUCAACAUGGUGACUUUCAAAGGAUUGAAAAAAAUGGAGAGUAUUUGAGUGGGAGAUGUACCUUGGAGAAGCUAAUGAACUAAGCUUAUACCUUACCUUGAGCCCUUAAUGUACCUGUUUGAACAUCCUGCCUUAAUGCUGGCUUUCUGUUACCUAGUUAGUUUAUAUGCAAGAAUGUGAAAAUGACACCAAAUAGAACAAGGUUGCAAAAGCUGUAAUAGUUUGUUUAUGUCAGUUCUGAAUAAUAUCAGUGUAUACAAACUGUUAAUGUACAUUUCCAUGGAAUACAGUACAGUUAACAGUUGCCAUUGCCUUGUUUAAAGAGAUGAAGUUUUCACUGGUCACAAAGUAUACUAAUUAUUUGAAGAUUACUAUUUAUUUUAGCUCAUUGUAUCACUGAGCAGUGAUAAACAAGAAUUGCUGGAGGAUUGUUAUUGACAGUUUUUGUCUAACUUGCAUCAGUGCUUAUGACUAGUUCAUGCUUCUUAGGGCUGCUUCGUGUAUCACCAGAUUACCAAGAUCAUAUCUGGCAGGGAAUUGAGCAGUUUCCAUAUGUAGUUUGUAAUGUUGUGAUUCUACAUGAAAAUGUCUGCAUGUUCAUAUGCUGGAAAACUGCUGUUAGCAGCAGCUUGUCAGUGUGUGUACACACAAGAAUUUACACUCACAGAUUUCCCAACCCAUUAUGAGCUAUACAAGGUAAUCAUACUUUUUUAUACAGGAAUGUUAUAAUUUAUGAAGAAACCCUUAAAUACACAGAAGGGAGAUUGAAUACAUAGAAGGGAAUUUGAAAGGAGGUGAUCAAGGAGGAUUUGAUCUGGCACAUUUGAAAGAAAAACGAAGACAAAUAUCAAAAGCAAAAAUGAAACAACAUACCAGUAUAUGUAAAACAAGUACCCAGGCCUGUGCAUCAUUUGUGUUCGUAAUCAGUAGAGUAUGAUACCAGUGGUAGGUGAGUUCCAUGACACUCUAAAAUUAAGACAGUCUUGAUCUCUCUUCUUGAUUAUAUACUUUGGCUUGAAUCCUAACUUCCCUUCUGUGAACAGAAGUUAUACUUAAGGAACAGGACAUUCCUGCUUUCUCUUGCUAGCCCCCUGUGUCCUCUGGAAGUCUGCUCCUAAGCAUUGAGGGACCUUUAAGAAUGGUGUGGGAUAUGUUGUGAGGGACUGCAGAUAGAAGGGAACGUCAGGAGAAAUCACCACCCCCUUAUGCAAAUGGAAGAGCAACUUAGGAUCCAAACCAUUGUGUUGGGGGAAGAGAAUGGGAGAUAAAAUUUAUAUAUUAAAAUGUAUUUUAAAGUAUUAGAGGAAUACACAGCCCUCCCCAUAUCUGUAUGGCAAAUACUCGGCAUGGCAUGGUUUCAGAAGUAUGAUAUAAGAGCAAAUAUUUGUCCUUGGUAAUCAUCAGUUUUUCCCAUUCUGUAGUAAAAGUUUCAAAGUAAUGUGUCCCACCCCCAUUAUUGAAUGUAAUGAAUGUUGGUGUCUCUACUUUUUUAUACAAUAAACUAAUGAAACGA
Molecule: messenger RNA, 3127 nt
Organism: Rhineura floridana
Lineage: Eukaryota; Metazoa; Chordata; Lepidosauria; Squamata; Rhineuridae
Gene: TSNAX
Product: translin associated factor X
Exons: 6
Coding region: 423-1184 (253 amino acids)
Cellular component (GO): cytoplasm; nucleus
Molecular function (GO): sequence-specific DNA binding; RNA endonuclease activity; RNA binding
Source: RefSeq, a predicted model, not a curated record